AUGGAGCCCAAGGUGUCCCCCCCUGCCCUCCCUCCCGAGGUGGCCCCGGCAAAGGCUGCACAGGACCGGGCCCUGGCGGCCCUGGUGGCCCUGGCCGAGGCCUUGGGGACACCAGACAGCGUCCCCACGGCAUUGGCUGAGGCUGAGGCCGCGCUGAGCCAGGCCCAGGAGGCCCUGAAGGGGCUGGAGAGGGCCCGGGAGGCCGCGGUGGCCCCGGCGGUGGCCCUGGGGACCCUGGGGGACGAGGACGAGCAGCGGCUGCGGCAGCUCGGGGCCCUGGCCGAGGCGGCGGCGGCGACACUGGAGGGAGAGGAGCGACGGGCACGGCAGUGCCAGCGCUGGCUGCGGGCUGGGCAUGGGCUGACCAUGGGGCUGAUGGUGCUGUGCGGGGCCGUGCUGUCCCUGGACUUGGCCCGCGCUGCCCUGGGGGUGUCCGAGGACGGUCACCUGCUGCUGGUCCUGACUGUGGUGGCUGUGUCCUGCCAGGUGGCCUGGCGGAGCUUGGGGACAUCGCGGCGUCACCUGGCCACUGCUGCGCGCCACCAGCGGGACAUGGCCCUGCGCCUGUGGGACCGUGCCCGGCGGGUGGCGGCCACCAGGGCCAGCACCGAGGCCGCCGCGGCCACCAACGAGGCCACCGCGGGUGUGCUGGGGCGGCUGGAGAAGGUGACACUGGCGCUGGGGACGUUGGUGGCCGCUGUCACCCGGGACAGGGAGGUGACACCCUGGGGCACACGGAGACAGGGCUUCCCCAGCGCUGCCCGGGCGCUCGGGGACAUCGUGGUGGCCUUGGGGACACCGGGGGAGGGGCACGAGGAGGUGACGCGGAGGCUGGAGGUGGCCCAGGGGGCGCUGGCGGGGCAGGGGUAG
Messenger RNA from Camarhynchus parvulus, 870 nucleotides. RefSeq lists its product as uncharacterized. NCBI's taxonomy places the organism in Eukaryota, Metazoa, Chordata, Aves, Passeriformes, Thraupidae. The record is from RefSeq and is a predicted model, not a curated record. The transcript is spliced from 3 exons. The coding region runs from base 1 to 870 and encodes 289 amino acids.